Molecule: messenger RNA, 4272 nt
Organism: Papilio machaon (common yellow swallowtail)
Lineage: Eukaryota; Metazoa; Arthropoda; Insecta; Lepidoptera; Papilionidae
Gene: Cap-D2
Product: condensin complex subunit 1
Exons: 21
Coding region: 48-4238 (1396 amino acids)
Biological process (GO): mitotic chromosome condensation; mitotic cell cycle; meiotic chromosome condensation
Cellular component (GO): nucleus; condensed chromosome, centromeric region
Molecular function (GO): histone binding
Source: RefSeq, a predicted model, not a curated record
UUCAAACAAAACGUCGUUAAAGCGCUUAACUUCAAAUCAAACUAAAAAUGAAUUUUGAAUUUUCAAUACCUUUGCAAAAAGAUGAGCUUUUGGAAUCUUCCAGUGGACAAUACCAUGUUGAAGAUGUGGUCCAACCAAGGAUUUUACUAUCAAAACUACAGGAUGCAGCGCGAGCCUACAAUUCGGACGGAGUGGAAUAUAUUUUAGAACAUUUUGAUACAUAUUUCUCUGUAAUUGUACAUGGAACAAAACUAGAAUGGAAUGUUAUAAAUAAAGGGUAUGAACACAUUCUUAGAACAGUGAAAUGUCUUUGCAAUCAGUUGGAAGUUAUUUUUCAAGAACAAGAAAUAGCUACUGAAACAAGAUGCAAAUAUCUGAAUAUUGUGAAAAUGGUCAUGUAUUUAUUUACAGAAAUAAUGAAAACAAAGGAUGCUAAACUCACUGCUGAUAAUUCUACAAAGUUGACAUUAGGUAAGAAAGGUAAAGCAAAGAAUACAGAUGAAGAAUUCUGUGGUUGGACAGAGUCUGACAAACUGGAGGCUUUGGUGGCACUGCAUAUGUUGGUCCAGCAGCCACUUUCACGUCUGUGGGACCCACCACUAGCUGAAGACAACUUUGUUGUCAUGGUAGCUUAUCCAUGUUAUAAGGCAUUGGAGGAGCAAAUUAUAAAAAACAAAACUGUAAGAGACACUGUGUUCCAAGUGCUAGGAGUGCUGGUAAAAAAGUACAACCAUGGUACUGCCUGCCUUAUUAAAUUAGUUCAGAUUCUAGAAAUAGCGGAACAUGCUGUAUCACCUAUUUGUGCUGGUGUUGUACAGUUGACGAAAAAUUUCGGACUUGGCACCUUUGGACCUCAAAUGGUGCGUGAAAUAGAAGUAUCGUUAGCAUCAACGGAAGAGGAUGCAGGAGGCAUGGGUACUGAGCAAGGCGCCGCCAGAAACUACGGCGCCUUCCUACUGGAGCUUACUAAAGAACUGCCCAAAGAAAUGAUAAAGGCCAUAUCAACAUUGCAGCCAUAUUUAGAAACUGAUGAGAGCUACACGCUGCGUAUAACAGUGUUGGGCAUGAUGUGUGAGGUGGUGAGUGUGGAGCUGCGCGGCGAGGGGUUGGGGGAGGAGCAGCGCGUGCAGAGAGACGACUUCCUCGACGAUCUCUACGACCACAUGCACGACCUCUCCGCAUACGUCCGUCAUAAGGUACUUCAGUUCUGGUCGCGGUUACAAAGAGAGAACAAUGUACCAGUGAGCAGACAGCACGCGGUGCUGGAGCGAGCCAUCGGACGCCUCAAAGAUAAAGCUGCUUUAGUCAGGAAGGCGGCUAUACAACUGCUUAAGGUUUUCCUUGAAUGCAAUCCAUUCUCUGCACAGUUGAAGUUAGAUGUUUUAGAAGAACAAUUAGCAAAUGAGCAGAAAAUAUUAGAUGAUCUCCAAAAGAAACUCAAUCCAGGGCCGGACCCGGAACUAAUAAAGAAAUGGGACAAAAUCGAGAAAGAUAUCGUGGAUACGAUAAAAGAGAAAAUGGAUACACUUACGCAAGACGAGCCUGAACUGUCGCAGGCGACGGUUGAGAAUUUAUAUGAUGCAAUACGUCGCAGUUUAAAAGAGAAGAAUUAUUUUAAAGCUUAUUUAAUAGUUAAACAUACAGAAAGGCAGUAUCCAGAUGCUAAACUACUCAGAUGUGAUAUGCCUAAAAGUGAUCAGAUUGAUUACUUCGUCGCAUUGCUUCGUAACAUUUACAUAAUUCCCGACCGUCGACAAUCUAUAUCAUCAACGCAGCAAUGCGAUAACGAGAUAGCGCUGUACAAACGUGUGGAAGAGAAGGAGAGCAUCGUAGCCUUCCUGCAGGAGUCGGUACACUUCUGUAGGAUGAUAUCGGAGGCUGUGCCUCUUGUGAAUUCUUUAUUAAUGUCUAAACAAGCUGGAGAUGUGAGUGAGGCCAUCGACUUCUUCACGACAGCUCACCACUUCAACAUAGAGUCUGCUAAAGUGGGUGUAGCUAAUAUGUUACUGCUUGUAUGGUCACCAGAUCAAGACAAACGUGAAUCAGUAGAGCGAGCGUACAGAGAGAUGUAUCUGGAAUGUGACACUCGUGCGGAGCGCGCGCGCGCAUUCACCAUCGCUAAGAACCUUGUCACCUUGGUGACACAUGUCGACCUCGGCAGUGCACUGGCUCUACAACAUCUCAUUGACAAGUGGGUCACUAAAGAAGACAUCACUCCAUCUAUUAUACAGGUGUUUUGGGAAAUGUUUUUAAAGAAAAUCGAUGGUACAACAGACGAGGACAGUUACGCGGCUCUAUCUUUACUGACUAUGAUCUCUAAAGCCAAGCCAUCGGUUGCUCUUGCUAAUCUAGAAGUCAUACAAACACAUGGACUUACCGGCGAUUAUAAUACAAGAAAUUUUUGCGUACAAUUACUAUCAUCACUAUCUAAGAAGGAACAAAGAUAUCCAGUAGAUCACUCCAUUAUGAAAUCCGUAUUCGAUAGUUUAAUGGAAGUAUUCAAUAAGUUUAAAAAGUUUACUUCGUUUGCGGCGAACUCUAUUGAUCUUAUAUACGCUAUAUGUGAUACCCCGGAUGUACUCUGUGAAAAACUAUUGGUUGAGAUGUAUAAGAAAAUUGAGAAAGAUCCAGUGAAAGAUAAGGAGAGUGAGGAAGAAAUUAGCGUACCAUUGGAACUCUUGAUUCGAUUUGUGUUCACGCUGGGUCAUAUCGCGCUGCAACAACUCAUAUAUCUUGAUAUCACCGUCUACAGCGAACUUAGGAAACGCAAUCAGGUGCGAGAAGAGAGGAAGGCGGAGGAGAAGCGUAAGAAGAAAGCGGGAGUGGGAUUCGCGACUCCCGCACGUCGCGGCCGCUGCGAUGACCUGCGCCGGCAGACACUCAUGAACGCCAGCAACGCCAGCGCCUCCUCACGCGGUCAGCGCUCCGCCAGUGUACUCUCUAAUAAGGCAUCAACGGUGAACACAACGAUGACGGAGGAGGAGGCGGGGUUGGAGGGUGCGGUGGCGGAUGACGCGGAUGCGGAGUACGUACGCGCGGUGUGCGAGCGGGACGUGGUGGCUGGUGGCGCCGCGCUGGCUCGCUACACGCCGCUACUGCGCUGGCUGCUCACCAACACCCGGGCUUCGCCCCGCGCACAGGCCGCCGCCGCACUCACAUACACCAGAUUUAUGCUGGUGUCGAGCAGUGUGUGUGAAGAAGGCCUGCAACUUAUCGUCACAGUUCUAAAGAAAUCUAAGAAUGUAUCGCUCAGAACAAACCUGACCAUAGCCUUCGCAGAUCUCACUCUACGUUUCCCAAAUCUUACACAACCUUGGACGCAUCAUAUUUACGAUAUCUUGAGUGAUGAAGAACUCGAGGUGCGUCAAUGUGCUGUCAAGAUGCUGUCAUUUUUAGUGCUACACGAGAUGGUGCGCGUCAAAGGUCAGAUAGCUGACAUGGCGCUUUGCUGCGCUGACAAGGACUCGCGCGUCACCGCCAUGACGCGUUUGUUCUUCAAGCAACUGUCACAGAAAGGCAACGCACUAUAUAAUGUUAUGCCAGACAUUAUAUCAAGACUCAGUGAUCCAGAAUUGAAUGUUCCUGAAGAACAGUACAGAUAUAUCAUGAAAUAUAUAACAUCACUUAUACAAAAAGACAGGCAAAUGGAGGCUCUCAUAGAGAAAUUAUGUCAGCGGUUCAAAUUAUCAACAGAAGAAAGGCAAUGGCGAGAUUUGGCGUACUGUUUGUCACUGUUCACAUACAACGAGCGCUCGCUCAGGAAGUUGAUAGAGAACAUGGACUGCUACAAGGACAAACUGCACUGCCCCGGUGUCAUGGAAUCCUUCACUGCACUCAUGAACCACACUUCCAAAAUGGCCAAGAAUGAAAUAAAGGCAUUAGUAACAGAGCUAGGCGACAAGAUAGAAGAAUGUUUUGCUGUGCGGGACGCGGAGGAGGGCGACAGAGAUGGCAGCGAUGGCGCCGACAAGCAUGCAGCACCUAAACCUACACCCAGGAAGGCGCCCCGCCGCGGCAGGAGACGGUCCACCUCCAGCUCUGAUGAGGAGAAUGAGCCACCGAACAAACCACCGCAAACACCACAGUCCGUAAGGAAAUCACGAAGGAAACCUGCCACAAAAAACAAAACUCGAGCAGCUGAUUCAGAAGACUCAGACGAUGACGACUUUGAAAAGAAAACAGACGACGACGUUUUCAAAAAACCAACGACACGAAAGGGGACGCGGAGGCGAAAUUAGGAUUCGCAAACAUAAUUGUGCGUUUAUUUUCUGA